Messenger RNA from Biomphalaria glabrata, 1957 nucleotides. RefSeq lists its product as uncharacterized. The record is from RefSeq and is a predicted model, not a curated record. Bases 158 to 727 code for a protein of 189 amino acids. Lineage: Eukaryota; Metazoa; Mollusca; Gastropoda; Planorbidae. The transcript has 4 exons.
UAAUUAAAAUGUGUAAAGUUUUUACAAUAUAGGUCAUUGCCGUUAACAACUGAUUCAACAUUUAGAUUCGACAUAUAUAAAGCUGGUUAAGAUUCAGACUUGUAUUUAUGUAUGAGGAAGUUGGCUUAACCUGUAACAAAGCAAGAAUCCAAUCACAAUGGAAAUUGGAAAGCUGCUGAAAUAUACCCUAAUUGCCGCCAUUCUGAUUGUGAUAGCGUUUAUACUUAUUGUGGUUGGAGUUGCGUCACCUGGAUGGGUUUAUUUUAAUAGCAUCAAUUCUGGAAUUAAACUUCAAGAUUAUGACCUUGCCUAUUCAAAUUACAAUGGCAAAGACACAUCAGACUCAUCAGCUAGGCAAGCAGCCUACGCACUCUGUGUCAUCUCGACACUCGGGGCGGCUACGGCCCUGACAGCCGUGUCGAUUGAUGUUUUGUUACAACUCCUAAACAAAAUGAACGAGACUACGACCAAAAUUUUACCUUUGGUGACCCUGAUAGCUGCCAAUGUUGGCGGAGGCUUUGGAAUCAUUGGUUCUAUUAUACAUGUGGCGUGGUAUGCAAGUAAAUUUAGCAACACUAGUUCGAUUUCGACAGUAUACUACAGCCUAAGCUACGGCUACAUCCCAGGUUACUCAUUCUUCUUGACCAUCAUCGGCUCUAUCAUACUCAUUGCUGGUGGAGGUUUGGCCAAGAAAGCUAGCAAAGGUGGACACAUUGGUGGGGUCUAAACGUGAAACUACAGGAACACCUUCAAGUAUCUGUGAUAAAAAUUCCGUUUUUGUAAAUUAUUUUAUGACACUUGUUAGUAUAAAAAGAUUUUUUGUUGGUAUAUGUGUCAAGGGUCAAAAAGUGGCUUAGGCUAUAAGCAUGUCAUCAUUAAUACAUUUGUAUGUCAUGAUUGCGUCAUUGGUAUGUAAUAAUUGCACUAUUAGUAUGUCACCAUUGAGCCAUUAGAAUGUCAUGAUUGCGCCAUUAGUAUGUCAUCAUUGAGCCAUUAGUAUAUUAUGAUUGCACCCUGAGUAUGUUAUGAUUUUGCCAUUAGUAUGUUAUGAUUGCGCCAUUAGUAUGUUAUGAUUGCGCCAUUAGUAUGUUAUAAUUGCGCCAUUAGUAUGUUAUGGUUGCGCCAUUAGUAUGUUAUUAUUGCACCAUUUGUAUGUUAUGAUUGCCCCAUUAGUAUGUUUUAAUUGCGACAUUAGUAUUCUAUGAUUGUGCCAUUAGUAUGUUAUGAUUGCGCCUUUAGUAUGUUAUGAUUGCGCCAUUAGUAUGUUAUGAUUGCGCCAUUAGUAUGUUAUGAUUGCCCCAUUAGUAUGUUAUGAUUACGCCAUUAGUAUUCUAUGAUUGCCCCAUUAGUAUGUUAUAAUUGCGCCAUUAGUAUGUUAUGAUUGCACCAUUGGUAUGUUAUGAUUGCGCCAUUAGUAUGUUAUGAUUGCACCAUUAGUAUGUUAUUACUGCGGAAUUUAUACCAAAAGGUUCACAGUUUCAAUGUUCUUAUCCCUUCCAUUGCUUUCUCAUUCUUCUUUCUUUCUCUCUCUGUUUCUUUUUUCACUCUCUCUCUCUCUCUGUUUCUUUUUUCACUCUCUCUCUCUCUUUCUUUUCGCCUGUCUCGUUCAGCUUUUUUUUUUGUUUUGUUGUUUUGUAGUUUUUAUUUCUACCGAAUGAUGGUAACGAUGAUAAUCUUUGCUGCACUAUUGCAGAUCAUGUGAGGAUUUUAUAUAUUACAUUUUAGGAUCAUGUAACUUUAUCAUGUUGUAUUAGUGUACUGAAUGUUUUAAAUGUAUUGUUUUCAGCAAAUAAAAAAAAGGAAAUGCUUCAAAUUGUCUGUCUGUGAAUAUGUUCAUAAUGAAAUAUACAUGUUGCAUAUUAAAUUUAAAAAUAAAUAAAAUGAAAUAUAGAUCUUGUAUGUAAAUGUUCAUAACCCAAUACAUUUUAAAAUCUGAGUAAAUCGUUUAUUCUCGUAA